This is a messenger RNA of Cololabis saira (Pacific saury), 4241 nucleotides long. RefSeq names its product synaptotagmin XVI (gene syt16). Lineage: Eukaryota; Metazoa; Chordata; Actinopteri; Beloniformes; Belonidae. The record is from RefSeq and is a predicted model, not a curated record. Bases 99 to 1757 code for a protein of 552 amino acids. The transcript has 7 exons.
UCAGGGACUGACGGCGGGACGAGUUUGUCACCAGAGAGUAUUUCUCAUUUGUAAAGAGGGAAAAAAGAGAGAGUGAGCUAAAGGAGGGGAGGAAAGGCAUGGCCAGCAAAGGAGGAACAAAUCUGACUCACCCAGCAGCCAGAUCCAUCACCCCAGAAGCCAUUGGUUUCCUGUCGGCGGUGGGAGUCUUCAUUGUGGCGUUGGCUGUCCUCUUCCUUUUCAUCAACAAGAAGCUGUGUUUCUCACGUGUCGGUGGGCUGCCCUGUUUAGAGCAUCAUAGUCGCCACAAGAAGGGACGAGCCGGAGUCCUCCAGGGGCUUGUGAACAGUUAUGGUGACGAUGACCUGGGCGGCUCCAGCUCUUCUGACGGCGAGGAGGUCCUGAAGCAGUUCGAGAUCUCCGUGUCCCGUUCGCAGACUUUCCGCUCCGCGGCCGCCAGCAGCGGCGUGGAGCUGCUGCAUCAGGCGCAGCUGCCGCUGGGCCGCCAGCAGAAGUUCAGCCGCCUGUCAGACCAAGAGGAGGGCAGCACGGAGCCCUCCGACUGUGAAGAAAUGGAGGCUCCAGCUGGGCUGCUGGGUUUCCAGGACCCACUCUCUGCCGUAGAUGACAAAAGUGAGAGGAUUUCCACUCUUUCUCUGGACAAACCUCCUGGAAAUGGAGCAUCGGCCGCCAGGCGCAGUCCCACCGUCAUUAUGAACCGUCAGGCUGCAGAUGGGAGCGAGGACACAGGAAACCCUGUGGAUGGAGACAACAACGACGCUACUGACAGCUCCUCCACCUGCAGCCCAGGGCAGGAGCUGGCUCAGCAUGAAGAGGUCUCGCCUCAGCCAGUGCGUUCCUCCCCUCGGCCCUCCAUCUCGAGUUGCGGGGACCUGGUGCUCUCCCUGGCGUACCGCCAGGAUUCCGAGAAGCUACUGGUCACCGUGAUCUCAGCCCGGGACAUCCCUGACAAGGCUCGCAGCGGCAUGGACUCUUGGCAGGUUCACAUGGUCCUGUUGCCCUCCAAGAAGCAGCGGCACAAGACAUCAGUGCAGAAAGGCUCUCUGCCACACUUCAGCGAGACGUUUCGUUUCUCGCGGCUGGAGCCGUCGGACCUGCAGACAUCAGCCAUCAGGUUCAGGCUGUACGCAGUGGGCGGCAGGAUGUCCCGCGAGCGGAUGAUGGGGGAGAAGGUCUUACGUUUAGGAGGGCUGGACUCACAAACAGGGACUAUGGAGACAACACUGGUUCUGGAGCCUCAGAGCAACCUUAAGAGUUUAGACUCCCUGCUGAGUCUGUCUGCCGUCUCCCAGAGUGACAGCGCCUCGUCCACGCAGUCUCUGACUCACGGUGGUGUCCCUGAGCUGCUGGUGGGCCUCUCCUACAACGCCACCACAGGGCGCAUGUCUGUGGAGCUCAUCAAAGGCAGCCACUUCAGGAACCUGGCCAUCAACAGGCCUCCAGACACCUUCGGACGGCUGACUCUGCUGAACUCGGUGGGUCAGGAGAUCUCCCGGUGCAAGACGUCGGUGCGUCGCGGCCAGCCCAACCCCGUCUACAAGGAGACGUUCGUCUUCCAGGUGGCGCUGUUCCAGCUGUCCGACGUCACCUUGCUGGUCUCCAUCUACAACCGCCGCAGCAUGAAGCGCAAAGAGAUGGUGGGCUGGAUCGCGCUGGGCCAGAACAGCAGCGGCGAGGAGGAGCAGCUGCACUGGCAGGACAUGAAGGAGGGCCGAGGACAGCAGGUCUGCCGCUGGCACGUCCUGCUGGAGGCCUGAGGACAGCAGGUCUGCCGCCGGCACGUCCUGCUGGAGGCCUGAGGACAGCAGGUCUGCUGGAGGCCUGAGGACAGCAGGUCUGCCGCCGGCAAGUCCUGCUGGAGGACGGAGGACAGCAGGUCUGCCGCUGGCACGUCCUGCUGGAGGCCUGAGGACAGCAGGUCUGCCGCCGGCACGUCCUGCUGGAGGACGGAGGACAGCAGGUCUGCCGCUGGCACGUCCUGCUGGAGGACGGGACUUGCUGGUUUGGUCUAAGGGUCAGAGUAACUCCUUUGGUCUUCAGACUGUAAAACAGAAGAAAAGAUAGAUUUCAUUUUUCACAACGAGAGAUCACAAAGUGUCAAGGAUCACUGUCGAUGUUCCAUCCAUGUCAAUCAGAGCACAAACUCGUAGCGCUUGGUUUGUUUGUGUCGGCCUGGAGAACAAGUAAAUGCACCUUAGGGGAUCAAUGUUUAAAUCAUUCAGAUCAUUUAAUUCAGAGGAAUACCAACCCUACACAAGUCUGAAUGUCUGAAUGCACCGCUGAUUCCCACUAACGUUGCACAUUUUCACCCCGGCUCAGUCGACACCCUGUUAGUUGUUUGCCUAUUUAAACACAUAUUUAUCCCGUAAACACGCCUUUUACUUCUAUGAGAGGCACGUUCAGAUGCCAAAGAGCACAGGGUGGGGUUCAGACAUGUGAAGGGAUGAAAGGAGAUUUUACAGUGCAGCAUUAACAGUCAAGGACCACAUGGCCAUAGAAAUAUGUAAAAAGAACCAACCAUGAGAGAGUUCAAUUCAAUUCAAUUUUAUUUAUAUAGCGUCUAAUACAACAAAAGUUGUCUCCAUACGCUUUCCAGAGACCCAGAACAUAAACCCCCGAGCAAUUAUUACAUAAACAAUGGCAGGUAAAAACUCCCAUAGUGGGAGAAAAGCCUUAAGCCAAACAGUGGCAAGAAAAACUCCCCUUUAGGAGGGAAGAAACCUGGACCAGGACCUGGAUCAUAAGGGGGGACCCUCCUGCCGAAGGCCAGACUGGGGGGUCGGGACGUCAACAUAACACAGCAGGCAGGUGGAAGCAGCAGCGGGAUGACCGGGGGUGGGGACCGCAGGCCAGCACGCAGUUCCCGAAGCUCCGGCCCAAUCAGCCAGCCCCAGGUUAGGUUCAGGGUCGGGGAAAGGUUGAGAAGGGGCAGGGCCAGGGAGAGGAGUCUUGACGGACAAAUCUCUCCCCCUCCUGACCGGGCUGUUACCCUGCCCCUCUCACUUCCACGCCGCAGGUUCCGGUGUUGUGCAUUCAGAGAUACUCUUCCUCACCGGCAGAGGAUGCUGCACCAUGUACAAAAGAGAAAAAAGAGAAAAAAAGAGAGAGGAAGCUGUUCAUGAUUUAAGAUCUAAGAGGAAGAUGCCCCACUCAUCCACAGCAUUCCCUGACAGGCAUGUUGAUAGGCAGCUGGAGACUCUUGACUCCGCUCAGAUGAGCCUCAUCAGGGCUGAGUAAUGUCAUUGACUAUCUUCUUCGCAUGGCAGAGCUAAUGUCAACACCCACUGAGCCUGAGCUGGAAAGAGCUUUUAAACGUCUCCAUGCAGGUGCCAUUGAUAAGCACCCACCAACCUUGGAGGGUUAGGGUGUUAGGGUUAGGGAGGGUUAAGGUUAGGGUUAGGGUUAUGGUUAGGGGUUAGGGUUAGGGUGUUUCCCCCCCAACUCUCUGGCUCUGGCCAGCGGCAGCGGCAGCUGCUGAGAUGUACAGUGCGAUGAUGCUGACACUCCCCCGCUUCCAUCCCAGCACCUUUGAGUCACAGGGCACCCGGGGAUUACAUUCGUUCUGUAAAACCUUGGACGCCGAUGGAGAUCAUCACCUCUUUAACGCGUCUUUGUUGUCUUGGUCAGCUGACUGCAAGGCCUCUCCAGAAAUGCCCAGAUCGGUUUUAAAACCAGUGGAAGCAAAUACUGGCGAAGGCUUCAGUGAUUAGCUUUAAGGAGGGGCCAUGACUUCUUUUCUUUUAAGCAGGUGUAACAAAUGAAGCCAUUGCCAGUUCAGUUAGUUCUAGCUCUAUUACAUCCUAGUACCUCCUCAUAGCACUUUUUCUGUAUGGAACAACGGUGGGAAACAGAGGCCUUUGGUUUCCUCGCCUUGAGACUAAGGGCCAAUCCCAAUGUUCACCCUACUCACUACCACUAGCCCUCACUCACUACCACUAGCCCUCACUCACUACCACUAGCCCUCACUCACUACCACUAGCCCUCAAAAUGAAGCCACAAGGCGUAGGGCUUUGUAAUCUUCCCUAGGGAUUGGGACACCACUUGCUACGUCACUGCGUGGUUAGCGGUCCUGGGCAUUUCACGGAUUUUUGUGAGAUCAGGUUGAAAACAAUAUUUUGAGUUAGUUUCUGCAUAUAUAUCUUACUUUCAUAAUAUUCACUCAGUGAAUGUACAUAAUCACUCGCUUGUUCCUUGUUGCAAAGUUUUUUCAGAUUUCGCCAGAAUAAAGGCUGAUUUAUGGU